This is a messenger RNA of Alternaria ethzedia, 1194 nucleotides long. RefSeq lists its product as uncharacterized. Bases 1 to 1194 code for a protein of 397 amino acids. Gene Ontology annotation, cellular component: U2-type prespliceosome; precatalytic spliceosome; U1 snRNP. Gene Ontology annotation, molecular function: U1 snRNA binding; mRNA binding. NCBI's taxonomy places the organism in Eukaryota, Fungi, Ascomycota, Dothideomycetes, Pleosporales, Pleosporaceae. The record is from RefSeq and is a predicted model, not a curated record. The transcript is spliced from 2 exons. Gene Ontology annotation, biological process: mRNA splicing, via spliceosome.
AUGACGCAUCUACUCCCCCCGAUGCUGUUGAACCUGUUCGCCCCGCGGCCGCCGCUGCGAUGGGUCGAGCCUUCCGACCACGCGCCUGAGAAGCGCUGCACGCCCAAGAUUGGCGGCAUUGGCCAGUACAUGGAGGCGCUGAGGGAAUACAAAGACAACGACGGCUACGUGCCCACCGACAGCUGGCUGCAGAAGCGCGAUCGCAAGAAGCUCGAAAAGAAGGAGAAACAGGAGUAUCUGCUCACCGAAGGGGUCAAGGAUUACAAACCCGUCGAAGAUCCCAAAGUACAGGGCGACGCCUUCAAGACGCUCUUCGUUUCUCGCCUAUCCUAUGGCGUCACCUCCGAUGACCUCGAGCGCGAAUUCGGCCGCUACGGUCCCAUCGAGCGCAUUCGGAUCGUUGAAGACGUCACACAACCCGCCGACGCGCCACCCAAGAAGCGAAAGCGCGGUUAUGCUUUUAUUGUCUUCGAGCGCGAAAAGGAUAUGAAGGCUGCAUACAAGGAGACAGACGGUAUCAAGAUCAAGGAUCGACGCGUACUCGUGGAUGUCGAGCGCGGCCGCACAGUCUCUGGAUGGCGCCCACGUCGCUUCGGUGGCGGUCUCGGUGGACGAGGCUACACCAAGGGCCCGUCUGCCCGUGGGCCAAGCGGAGGGGGUAGCCAAUUUGGGGGACCUCCAGCUGGCCCUGGUGGCUUCGGAGCCCGCGGCGGUGGCUUCGGUGGAGGUUUCGGUGGACGAGGUGGUGGCCGUGGCGGAUUUGGCGGCGGAUUCGGGGGUGAUCGAGGAGGCUUCGGCGGUGGACGAGGAGGUUUCGGUGGCCGCGGUCGAGGUGACUUUGGUGGUGGUCGCGGAGGUAUCGGCUACCAGUCCAACGGCUAUGGACCUCCCGAUGGCGCCCCAGCUGGUCCUCGCGGUCCACGAGGUGGUGGGUUCGGCGGCGACCGAGGAGGCGGAGGUGGAUUUGGAGGCGACCGCGGUGGAGGCGGAGGACGAUACGAAGACCGACGCGGCGGCGGUGGUGGUGGCUACGACCGAGGAUCCAGCGGCGCUAACAACGAACCGCUCGGCAGCAGAGAUCGAUACCGCGACCGCGACGGUGGGUACGGUGGUGGAGGCCGAGACGACGGCUCAAGGAAGCGCGGCUACGAAGGCGACAGCUACGACGACCGAAGCCAGCGCCGCAGAUACUAG